AAUACAAGGGACACUGAUUGUCCGUUUUCAGAUUUCUGAGUUGAUAAUCCGUUUCCUUUUCCGUUUCUCUCUAGAAGGAAAAAUGUCAAUCUUUUUGGCCACGAGGAUAAUGCUUCUUCUUCCACUCAUGUCAACAAUUCCUCCAAAAUCAGCUGCAGAAUUUGAGCAGUGGUGCAUAGCUGAUGAGCAAACCCCAGAUGAUGAGUUAAAGGCAGCCAUGGAUUGGGCUUGUGGGAGCGGCGGUGCGGAUUGCAGUAAGAUUCAGACGAACCAGGGUUGUUAUUUCCCCGACACCAUGAGAAACCACGCUUCCUAUGCAUUCAAUGACCACUUCCAAAAGUUCAAGCACAAUGGCGGAUCUUGCAACUUCGGAGGAGCUGCCAUGAUUACAGAACUCGAUCCCAGUUAUAACAAUUGCCAAUAUCCCUUUAUUCCUUGAUCAAUAUCAGAUUCAGCUGUUGGUCUUUCUAGUUUUGAUUUGUUUGAGAUUAUGGAG
Hibiscus syriacus is the source of this 496-nucleotide messenger RNA. RefSeq names its product glucan endo-1,3-beta-glucosidase 12-like. The transcript has 3 exons. NCBI's taxonomy places the organism in Eukaryota, Viridiplantae, Streptophyta, Magnoliopsida, Malvales, Malvaceae. The record is from RefSeq and is a predicted model, not a curated record. Bases 83 to 439 code for a protein of 118 amino acids.